AAAAAAAAAAAAAAAAGAAGAAAACAACACCGAAAUAUAUGAAUAAGAUUUCGCCAAAUCCAUUCAAAAAAUUCAGUGGCGAAGAAAUUGCGCUGAAUGCAAACUGUAAAAAUCGAAAUUUAAAUCCAAAAACAAAAAGAGGAAAUCUGUGGCUGUGUUCAGCGUAUAAUUAGGAAUUUCACCAUAAUAUUCCCUUUUUUCAUCUAUUUUUUCGCAAAUUUCCAACCCAAAAUUUACUCGUUAAAUAGAAAAAGGCAACAAAUAUCAAUCUCCUCGCCAUUUUGUCUUCCUUCUUCUAAUUGUUUGAAUUUUAAUCUUUUUUUCAUCCCAAUUUCAGUUUCUAUGCGUACGUCUUAAUGUCAUUGUUUUUGUUUUUAAAUGAUGAAGUGUUGAUUGUUAGAUGGAGAGUUUUUAAUUUGGUUUGGUUUUUGCAGGGGGAGAAGAAGGUGGACGAGUUGGAGAUAAUCGACAAAAAUGGCUAGUGAAGCUGUCGCCAGUGGCGGUGCCGGCGGCGGCGGAGGUGCUGAUGAGGUUGGACCAGCAUCGGGGUUGUCGUCGCCGAAUAGUAGGAUGAAGUUCUUGUGUAGCUAUGGAGGGAAAAUCUUGCCGAGAACUACCGAUGGCCACCUUAAGUACGUCGGAGGCGAUACGCGUGUCAUUGCGGUUCCAAGAGAUAUUAGCUUCUCAGAGUUAAUGAAGAAGCUUCGCUCAGAAUUUGAAGGGGACAUGGUCCUGAAGUACCAAUUGAUGCCUGAUGAGCUUGAUGUCUUGGUGUCUGUAAGAAAUGAUGAGGAUAUGAAACACAUGCUUGAUGAAUAUGACCGCCUUGAAAGUGAAGGAACUGCAAAGCUUCGAGUUUUCCUGUUCCCUUCUGAUCCUGUCAUAAUUGAGAACCAAAAUGCUCCCGUAGACCCUCACACAAUAGAACAACGCUACAUCGAUGCAGUCAAUAACACAGUUCGUACAUUUGCCAGUUAUAGGUCUUCCCCUAUCAAUGCAAGUAGCCCCAACCUUUCUGCUUGUUCUUCUCCAAAAGGCAAUUCCCCUGAUAAAUAUCAUAGUUCUUCUCUUAUUGUUGAUGGUUUGCUACAUGAACCCAAUUUGAUUAAUAACCAUCACAAUACUAGACCUUCUAUGGCUAGAGUACAUAGCUCUCCUAGUCUCUACAAUCUCGGUACCUCUUACCACCAAACCAACAACAACCACAGCAGCAAUCACCAUUUCUAUCAGCAGCAGCAGCAGCAGCAGCAGCAGCAGCAACAGCAGCAUCACCACCAAUACUAUCAACAGCACCAGCAACACAAUUCAUAUGGCUACCCCCCACCUUCUAGACCACCUCAUGACCCUCACUUGUUAACAGCAACUGUGUCAUUUGGACGGAUGGACACAGGGAGGGCUCCUGUCGGUGGUAUUCUCCCAAAUCAAUAUUAUUCUAAUGUACAAAAUAUGGGGAAUUCAAAUGUACAUAAUAUUUGGAGUUCAAAUGGACAUAACAUGGGAAGCGGAAACUCCACCAGACGUUAUGAUCAUUCCAUAUGGAUGUAGAACAAUCAAGAGGUUGGAUACUAUUCCUUUUGAGUCCCAGAAUAAAAACUGGAGUAGAGCAUACUUAUUUGAAGACUUCAAAGAUGGUACAGAAGUUUUUGUUUGCUUUUUUUUUUUUUCUCUAUUAUGUAAUAUUGUUUGUUAUUCCUAUACAAAAAGUAAAGGAUAAAAGAAAUAUACAUGUUUACUAUUUGUUUUGGGUUUAGUUGAAUAGGUUUAAAUUGUUACUUGUGAAGGAAUUGUGGGAACCUUGCGGAAUGAAGAGGCUACAGUUAUUAUAUUUUAUUGUCAGAGAAAAAUGUUAUUUUCUUC
Messenger RNA from Manihot esculenta (cassava), 1857 nucleotides. Its product is annotated as GATA zinc finger domain-containing protein 10. The transcript has 2 exons. Gene Ontology annotation, molecular function: protein binding. Bases 475 to 1545 code for a protein of 356 amino acids. The record is from RefSeq and is a predicted model, not a curated record. NCBI's taxonomy places the organism in Eukaryota, Viridiplantae, Streptophyta, Magnoliopsida, Malpighiales, Euphorbiaceae.